UUUUUUUAAUAAACUCUUUGGCUUUGGUUCACAAAUAAAUAAACACAAUGGCCUUUCCCCACCUUCCUCUCCUCCUGUUGGUGUUUCUUCAUGUUUUUUUAAUUCGAUCUAAACCAGUCAAGUGUGAUGGUAUGGAAGAUAUUUUGUUGGAAGAUAUCAAUUGUCUCAGGCAAUCCUUAAACUUGCAGGACCUCACGCAGAAUGAUGAAGCAACAUGCCUUGCCGAGAAAAUAGUUGACAAGAUAGACAAACAGCCAUGCGAUAACACCACCACCUGCACCACCAACCCCAUCACCAUCCCCACCGCGGACUCCUCUUGCUACCCUAAACUAGCUAAAAAGUUUCCUCGUCUUUUAAAAGAGUGCAAUAUAAACAAUAGCACGGUGAGAGAUGGGGUCAUAUUGCCUUUAUGUGUUGUUGAGAUUGUUACCACUGGCCUAGUCUGCACAAACUGCACGAAAUCACAAUACUCAAAGUACCUCAGUAAUUCCAAUUACACUGGAGCUGGCAUAAACUCAGGAGAUAGUUGGACGGUCAUUGUUUUGAGCACCAACACAACCACUGGAAGCUUUGUUAGUGCUGAUUAUUUGGUUUCUAACAUUGGCUUGAGUCACUACUUUUUGUUAUUAUUGUUGGAAUUGUUUCUCUUGAGCUAAUUAUAUACAAGUGUACGGUUGUCUAUAUGAUCCAUGAAAUAAUGUUGGGUUGUGUAAAAUGUGACCUAAGAAUAGUAUCAACAAAAAUAAUUUCAACUGAGGCGAUGGUUUUAAAAAAAGAAAUUAUGUUAAAGUA
Molecule: messenger RNA, 792 nt
Organism: Camellia sinensis
Lineage: Eukaryota; Viridiplantae; Streptophyta; Magnoliopsida; Ericales; Theaceae
Source: RefSeq, a predicted model, not a curated record